This is a messenger RNA of Exserohilum turcica Et28A, 3423 nucleotides long. RefSeq lists its product as uncharacterized. The record is from RefSeq and is a predicted model, not a curated record. Gene Ontology annotation, molecular function: protein kinase activity; ATP binding. The transcript is spliced from 2 exons. NCBI's taxonomy places the organism in Eukaryota, Fungi, Ascomycota, Dothideomycetes, Pleosporales, Pleosporaceae. Gene Ontology annotation, cellular component: cytoplasm. The annotation marks the transcript as partial. Gene Ontology annotation, biological process: signal transduction; protein phosphorylation.
GACAAUGCCGACUCGAGCAGGAGCCGCAGCAGGCAGAGGGCGCGCGCAGAAGUCAGCGAGCACAGGAGCAUGUGGGACCGCCUCAGUUUCCAGAAGAUUGGCUCCUGGCUGAAGAAGGACGAGCAGGAACCCCCCUCGGCCCCAGCCAAGCCUGCGAAGCCCGCCGAACAGAAGAACACCAAGGAGCCCGCGCGACCGCAUUCGAGCGGCGGCCUGCUAGGCCGCAAAGGCAGCAAAAAAGUCAUCCCGGGCCUGCCUAGGCCCUUGACCUUCAAGCGAAUGCAGAGUGAAAAGAGAGAUAAACUGCUCGAGGUGCCCGAGGCCGAGCAACCCCGGAGAGCGGCUUCGGUCGACCGCCAGAGCUGUGCGCCCUCGAAACGAAACGCCUCGCCGCCGCCCAUGUCUGCCCCCUCCGCCUCUGCCCCCGACGUCCUGAGCCUGUGCGAGAGCAACGCCAAGAAAGAGCCGCCUCCGGUCAUGGAGGAGCGUACCAUAGGCGGAGGCCCCGACUCCAAUUUACCCCCCGGCGCGCGCCAGGUCGACUACGGCAUCGAAGAACCCCAAGAUUAUCUGUCGGCACACGCUUCGGUUGGCGAACUGCUGCCUCCACCUCCACCUCCACCUCCACCUCCGCCCCAGCCGUCCCAAUCCCCACCGCCCCCACCCAUCGAGGUGGCCGAUGCAUUUUCCGAGCACGGCUCGCACCGCACAGCUUCCGUCAUUGAUGAUGUCCGCCUGCAGGAAGAGCUCGAGGCAAAAUGGAUCUUGAAUCUCAGCAUGCACUUCCGCGACAUGUCGGACCGCGAAAAGUUCUUUGUCACUUAUGCCGAAGAGCCAAACAGGUGGAGACGCGUCACCGUGUCGUGCGAUUACCGAAACAUGGAGCCGGACUCGCUUGAAGCUGAUCUCAAGACCCUGCACUACCAGCGCGACAAGAGCUUGCGCAUCUAUGAAGCCAUUCGUGAUUCUCUGCCAGCCAUACAGUUUUACGACACCGUGACCAACCUCAAGCUCGAGACCACAGAUGGCCGUCUUCACGUUCACGUCACCGAGGAUGUCAAUGAGAUUAUUCCCUAUCCCGCUACCUCGGCCAUUGAGCAUCUGGAUUGCAAGCGCUUCCGAGAAGACGCCAUUACUUUUGAUUCACACAUUUCUGGCUUUGUGUACAAGGUUUCUGUGAGCAAUCGCAUCCUCAUCAAGAAGGAAAUCCCAGGCCCAGAUGCAGUCGAGGAGUUUCUCUACGAAAUUAAUGCGCUUAUCAGCGUUCAACAGGCCAAGUCUGUCAUCAGAUUCGAAGGCGUUAUUGUCGACGAGAGGAAUGAGCUGAUCAAAGGACUAUUGAUAAGUUAUGCCGAGCAAGGUGCGCUAGUAGACAUGAUUUAUGACUUCAAGUCAACAGGACACUUGUACUGGGAGCGCCGGGAGCGAUGGGCGCUACAAGUCAUCCAAGGCUUGUCCGAGAUUCACGAGGCUGGCUUCGUCCAAGGAGACUUUACCCUGUCCAACAUUGUCAUUGACAAUGACGACAAUGCCAAGAUUAUCGACAUCAACCGCCGCGGCUGCCCGGUUGGAUGGGAGCCACCCGAGCUGGCCAGGCUUAUCGAAAGCGGCCAGCGUAUCUCGAUAUACAUUGGCGUCAAGUCAGACCUGUUUCAGCUUGGCAUGGUACUGUGGGCGUUGGCAGAGCAGCAAGACGAGCCUGAGCGCCAACCGCGACCCUUGGUCCGCACCCUUGACCGGCGCGACACGGAAAUCCCACCAUACUUUCGCGACAUUAUCCGAGCCUGCUUGAGUGAUUUGCCACAGGCCAGACCAUCAGCCGCAACGCUACUCAAAUGGUUCCCUGAAGAUGUACUAGCCGAUGACGUUCAAGCCGCGACUACGGUAAGAGACAGCAUCUGUACACAUAGGAGUGACAAGGAAUACAUCGAUCCUAGAACAGCCGUCGACCUAGAGGACAUUACCAAACACCGUCGCGAUUCGAGACAGCAGCUGUCGUUUGAAGAGAUUGACGCCCCACGCACAGAGUACCCCGAAUCCUCCGGCUCGUAUGUUAUACCCAAUGAGCGUUCUGAGCGCGGUCGCUCUCCGCGUCCUCUUAGCCCUAGUGACCGGCAAACACGAGAUGACUGCUCACGCUCGCCUUACCCCGGCCAUCGAUCUGUCAUGUCGCUUGAUGACUCAGAACUCGAAAAUGAACUUGCAAGCCUACCAGCUAGCCGGGAGACUAGGUGGGAGCAGGUCUAUGUAGACGGGGAUACCAAGCUAGUCCAAAGGGCGUGCGGUGACAUUGACGUGCAUGACUAUGCACCGCCGGAACCAAAGGAUAUCUGCAUCACAAGUCCGCCAGGUGAGAUGGAAGAUUCAUUUCUAGGCAGCAAACCCUCGGAAGACACACCUCUGGGCUUGUCGGUCGGUAGUGGACUGCAGCCUAUUGAGUCACAGUCCAUGAAGAACAGCCUGCAAGAGCCAACUGAAGAGGAUCAGCUCCGUAGUGUCGGGGCCAAGGCUUCCUUCAGCGACCGCGUACACCACCUCGCACACCACAACCCCCCGAAGCCCGACUCGGUUCUGCUAGCCAAUCUCGAGUACGAUGUUGCCAUGGACUCGUCAGCACCCAGCACGGAGCCUCCAUCGCGCAUCAGCACUGGCUUUUCUGUAUUUGAUCGGCCAGAACCUGCGGCGAGGAGAGUGGCGCCGGGCUUCUCGAUGGCGCAAGGGCACCGUAUGCCUUUGCACCAAGAUUCAGGCUUUGGGGAGCCAGAACGGGUGUCGUUUGAGAGUGAUCGGAUGCGACAAAGCAUUGAGAGUAUCAAGGACCUGUCAUACUCGUCCAGUGAUGAGGCACGAAUCGACGAGAGACUAUGGGAUGAGAAAGCUGGCAUUUUGUUCAGUGGAGGUGUUCGUGGCGCUGGAAUGGAAAUCAAGCCAGAGCCCAUACCGAUAUUCUCGAUCCCACAGUCAUCCCAUAAAAAGGAGAAACUCGCCGUCACUUCAAUGCCCCCGCCAUCAAUGACGAGCGUUGGACCGAAAAACAUAGUCCGCGUAGACGAAGUUCAGGACAAGGGCUUGGGAGAAAAGGCGUCGGAUAAUACAAUCCGACCACCUAGCAUCGUUCUACCAGAUUCGCGCCAACCCGUCUCGAAGCCAGUCGAUUCAAAGGACGUCGUAUCCAACAAUGUCCCGCACAAAGAUGGAGACGUAAACGCAUCCAAGACUUUUACAGCAAAGGAUUCACCAAAGACCCGCAUUCGGGCGAAAAAGCCACCGCGAGACCCCCUCUACGAUGAAUACCUAUCGCCAGCCGAGAUCACAGACGAUGACGACGAUGGCGGCAGAAAAGCAUCCAAUGACCUUUCAGAUUACCUCUCGCACACUAUUUCCUUUGACCUGGACUCUAUUGAUCUUGAUAUGCGCGAACAU